AUGCCCCGCAUUGUAUUUCUUCACCCUGAUCUGGGGAUCGGGGGCGCCGAAAGGCUAGUAGUAGACGCGGCUCUUGCUCUAAAGAAAAAAGGGCAUUUUGUACAUUUCGUUACUUCACACCACGACCCAAGCCAUUGUUUCACCGAAACAAAAGAUGGCACCCUCGAUGUUACAGUUGUGGGAGACUGGCUACCACGGCACCUGUUCGGAAAGUUCUUUGCGCUGUGCGCUUACUUGCGCAUGCUGUACGUGUCAAUAUAUUUAUUCUUCAGUGAUCUGCGACCUGACAUCGUUUUUUGUGAUCUCAUUUCUGUUUGCGUGCCAAUUUUAAAACUGUGGGUGCCCCACAUUAUGUUUUAUUGCCAUUUUCCAGACCAGCUGCUGAGUCAGCCAGGAAGUGUAUUGAAGUCUGCAUAUAGAGCGCCACUCAACUGGUUAGAGGAAGUUACAACUGGCCAAGCAAGCAAAAUUUUCGUAAACAGCAAAUUUACAGCACAAGUGUUUAAGCAGACUUUCAAGCGCAUCAAAGUCACACCAGAAAUUCUAUAUCCUUCCAUUAACACUGACUUUUUUGAAAGGUGUACACCUUCACCAUUAGCAACAGUUCUUCAUGAUGAAAGCUUGGGGAAUGCCUUUAUAUUUUUAUCUAUUAAUCGUUAUGAGAGAAAGAAAAACUUGGGUCUGGCCAUUGAUGCAAUUCAUGCCUUGAAAAGUGAGGCUACAGGGCAACAAGAUUCGGAGAGCUUUGUGCAUUUGAUUAUGGCUGGAGGGUAUGAUCCCCUAGUUACUGAAAACGUGGAAUAUUACGAAGAGUUGCUGAGCCAUGCAGAGAAACUUAAUGUUCAGGAUAGCAUCACUUUCUUAAGGUCACCUUCUGAUGCAGAAAAAGUUUCCCUUCUCAGUGGUUGCGACUGUCUGCUGUACACACCAUCUAAUGAACACUUUGGAAUUGUACCACUGGAAGCCAUGUAUUAUGGAAAGCCAGUCAUUGCAGUGAACAGUGGCGGACCCACAGAGACCAUCGUAGAUGGUGAGACAGGAUUUCUGUGCAAUCCCUCGAAAGACAGUUUUUCUGCAGCCAUGUUGAAAUGUACUCGUGAUGAGAAAUUGUGUACCAGGUUGGGAUCUGCAGGCAAACAGAAGAUGUUGUCUCUCUUCUCUUUUACUGCUUUCACAGACAAGUUGGAUUCUGUCGUAGGAAGCUUAAUGGAGAAGAAAUCUAAAGGUGAAUAACUAUGUGAAAAACCUAAAUUACCAAAAUAAUCCUUUACCGGUAAAUGACUGAAAAUGUUAUCUUUUGAUAUAGUGUUUUAACAAACCCAUGUGAAAUUGUUGGAGAUAAGUCACUUUAAUUUGUGGAUGUACAUUUGUAAACCGUGUUGCAGUGUUAAUAUUGUUGUGUUUGUCAUAGUUAUUCAUUUAUGUAAAACAAUAAAAUUUAUACCAUUAAGUGAUAA
Molecule: messenger RNA, 1457 nt
Organism: Bacillus rossius redtenbacheri
Lineage: Eukaryota; Metazoa; Arthropoda; Insecta; Phasmatodea; Bacillidae
Gene: Alg2
Product: alpha-1,3/1,6-mannosyltransferase ALG2
Exons: 1
Coding region: 1-1233 (410 amino acids)
Cellular component (GO): endomembrane system
Molecular function (GO): GDP-Man:Man(1)GlcNAc(2)-PP-Dol alpha-1,3-mannosyltransferase activity; alpha-1,3-mannosyltransferase activity
Source: RefSeq, a predicted model, not a curated record